Molecule: messenger RNA, 984 nt
Organism: Rattus rattus (black rat)
Lineage: Eukaryota; Metazoa; Chordata; Mammalia; Rodentia; Muridae
Gene: Msc
Product: musculin
Exons: 2
Coding region: 1-612 (203 amino acids)
Biological process (GO): skeletal muscle tissue development; regulation of transcription by RNA polymerase II
Molecular function (GO): protein dimerization activity; DNA-binding transcription factor activity, RNA polymerase II-specific; RNA polymerase II transcription regulatory region sequence-specific DNA binding
Source: RefSeq, a predicted model, not a curated record
AUGUCCACCGGCUCGGUGAGUGACCCCGAAGACACGGAGAUGCGGGGGCUGCAGCGGGUCUACCCGGCCCCCGCCUCCAAGAGGCCACCCCUGCUCCGCACAGAGCGCAGUUACGCCUCGCCCAGCGACAACUCUUCGGCGGAGGAGGAGGACCCCGACGGCGAAGAGGAGCCCGGCACCGUGGGAGCCGCCGGAGGCUGCAAGAGAAAGCGGCCCCGUGGGGCUGACGCCAGCGGCGCAGGUGGCGGUGCGGGCAGCACCGGGAAGAAGGCGCUCCCGCCCAAGGGCUCGGCCGCCGAGUGCAAGCAGUCACAGCGGAACGCGGCCAACGCCCGCGAACGCGCCCGGAUGCGCGUGCUGAGCAAAGCUUUCUCCAGACUCAAGACCAGCCUGCCUUGGGUGCCGCCGGACACCAAGCUUUCCAAACUGGACACGCUGCGUUUGGCUUCCAGCUACAUCGCGCACCUGCGCCAGCUGCUGCAGGAGGACCGCUACGAGGAUAGCUAUGUGCACCCCGUGAACCUGACGUGGCCAUUCGUGGUCUCUGGACGCCCAGACUCUGAUACCAAAGAUGUUUCUGCAGCCAACAGGCUUUGUGGAACUUCAGCUUAGAUGGCAGCAACACUGCUGGAUGGAUUGUGUUAAAUGCAAAGGACUGGGCCAAGGAAGUCCCAUCGAUUCCGGACCUUCUCCUUUCCCUGUGUUUGUGAACAAGACAGGUGACAAGUGUGGUUGCCCUCCUGGAACACAGGUGGCCAUGACUACCUUGAAUCAGUGCAAAAACUUGUAGCCAAAGAGAGCCCAGUUUUGAGGAAAGGGGAUAUCUGGGGAUUCAGCUCCUUCCCACCCACACUGUCCCUGAAGUCUUUUCUUACUGCCUAUUUGGGGACACACACUUCACCCCUGUAAUCAGGUCACCAUGCCACAGCACAGCCUUCUGUUUUUCCAGGGAUGCACUGUUCUUCCUGGUCCAAGGACUGCACA